Mycena indigotica is the source of this 2166-nucleotide messenger RNA. Its product is annotated as Cell division control protein Cdc25. Gene Ontology annotation, cellular component: plasma membrane. Gene Ontology annotation, molecular function: guanyl-nucleotide exchange factor activity. Bases 1 to 2166 code for a protein of 721 amino acids. Lineage: Eukaryota; Fungi; Basidiomycota; Agaricomycetes; Agaricales; Mycenaceae. The record is from RefSeq and is a predicted model, not a curated record. Gene Ontology annotation, biological process: positive regulation of GTPase activity; Ras protein signal transduction. The transcript is spliced from 6 exons.
AUGUCUGAUACGCCCAACGACCAUCUUCAUGGCAUCCAGAGGAAAUCAGGCGUUCAAAUGCCUCAUGACGAAAGCGAAGCAGCCAAUGUGCCUCCGGCCGCUCUAUCAACGUCUAUUUCAACGAUUGAAGACAUAUACCCUUCCCUCAAGGCCACAGCCAGGUCAUUACGGUCCCUCACUGCUCCACAACAAUUCGACCAACUGGUCACGGUCAUUCCCGUCUUUCUCAGUGCCACUCAAUCGAUCCUUCGAAACUUCAGGGCCGACACCUUUCUUAUGAGCUUCUCUACGCCAGCGGCCAUACACAAUGCCAUUGCUCGCACGUGUCUGAAUGUGCGCGAUUGGGUGCGACGGCUUUCCGGGCAGGAGCCGCUUGUGGAGAACGAAAUAAAGCAGACCAUCCAAAUGACGGAUUCCAUUUUACACUGUCUAUUCCUCCUCCAUCAAACCUCGGACGCUUUGAAAGAGAGAAUCGCACGGAAGCCUUUACCCGGCAUGCCUGGAAAUGAGACAACAGAAGAGGAUGCGCCGAAUGAUGACGACGAGGCCCGUCAUUCUCCAACCGCUCCGACAUCAGCCAGUGUCAGUGGAUCUUCGCUUGGACGGGAAACGCGCCGAAGCGAGACUCUCAGUCCAAUAUCUCCUCUUGAAGAAACCCCAACAGAUGCGGCACGGUUUGAAACUCUCCAGUCGUUCUUAUACGAUUGCAGUGAUCCUGCCUCGCCAGCCGACACAGUCGAGAUGCCCAUACCCGAGCUUAUGAUCCACACGGACACAGACGGGCAUCUCCAAGCCGCGUCAUUCUCUUCAUUGGUCCUCCUUCUCACCUCAUUCCAAGCACUUGGUUUGGAUGAAAACAUGGCGGAGACGUUUUUCCUCUCCUUCCGUCUUUUCAGCUCCCCCGAAAAACUGAUGGACGUCUUCGAGGCCCGGUGGGAUGUACCAAAACCCCCUUCCGCAUAUGAACUCUCACCGAGUCAAGAGCGUGUGUGGCAAAGACAUGUCGUGCAUGUUCGCAACUCAAUCGCACAUCUGGUCAUCACGUGGCUCGAAGACUAUUGGCGGCACGAUAAAGAUAUCAGCAUCGUCGCCCGCUUGCGUUCCUUUAUCGAGGGCUUUAAGCCCAACGGGGUCUUAGAAUCGGACGCAGACCUAGCCAUCAAGUCGUUGGAGCUAGCCCUCGAGCGCAAAUUCUUGACCAGAUUCGAGCAUGCAAAAGCAGCAGCCGCGAGUCGUAAGACUCCCGAGGUUGUAGCAGUGCUGCCCUUUGCAAUCCAUGGCGCCUGUGAUUUCGAUAUAUUGGGCCUAAAUUCGCCACAAGGUGUUGCGCAGCUUUCUGAACAAUUCGCAUGGAAAAGCCAGUCACAUUAUCUCAAGAUUGACCCAGAAGAUCUUGUCCGCUCAUGGCUCGCCGAGGCUCCGUCGUUUUGCGAACUCCAGCGGUUCGAAGAAAACACGCUAGUUUGGGUUGUUCAUUCUGUAGUGACGCAGGAAUCCCGAGCUGACCGAGUUCGGAUCGUCCAGUUUUGGCUUGCAGUUGCCACGACCUCUGUGGAACUGCGAAACUUUUCUGCUGCUUCGUCUAUCUUUGGUGGCCUAGUUUAUGCUAGUGUGGAGCGACUAUGGAAGACCAUCCUGGAGCUCAGUGUUGAAAGCAAAGAGCAAUACCGGGCGCUUGACAACUUGCUCAAUGGCUAUAACAACUACUCCGUUUAUCGACGCGCUGUCGCCGCUUACGAUCUUCCGACCGUCCCGAUUAUGACUGUCCUGCGCAAGGACGUCAUCUCAGCGAAACAGAUAACCGGCAUGCCUCAAAACAUCGAGGGCAGAGGCGACGAAAAACUCAUUAAUCUUCACGCUUUUCGAAAGCUCAACACAGUUAUUCAGUUCAUGGAAUCCUGCUUCGUCAUCUACAAGAUUGACCCACUACUCAGACACCAGGGUCUCAUCUUAGGCCAAACGACAGUUCCGCCGGACAUGAUUGCAGACAUGGAAUUCGAAGCAGACAGGCUCAGUCUCGCUCUCGAGCCCACUCCCCCGAAAUUCAUCAAGAAGGGCCAAACAUGGCUGCAGGUCAUAGAUGGCUCGGUUGACGACCCUACUUUCUCAUUUACCAUUCACGAUCUUCCCGCGCAAGCGGAUGCAUCCACAUCAGGGCCUUCUUAA